UCCCCCUGCUCCACCACCGACGCCCGCUCGCACGAUGGCCUCGCCGGAGCCGGCGGAGGCCUCGCCGCCGUCCACGCCUACCACCACCGCGUCCCCCUGCCCGACCCCGCGCCCGCUGCCUGCUGCUGCCGCGCUGCCGACCAUGGGCCCCGCGCUGCUCCGCGCGGCGCGCAGCGGCGACGAGCGCCGGCUCGUCAAGGCGCUCCUGGCGGACCCUGCCGCCCCGGACCUCGAGUCGGCCGCCACGGCGGGGGGGAACACGCUCCUCCACGUUGCGGCCGCGGGCGGGCACGCGGACCUCGCGUCGCUCCUCCUCCGCCGCGCCCCGCGCCUCCUCGCCGCGCGCAACGCCGCGCUCGACACCCCGCUCCACCUCGCGGCGCGCGCCGGGGCGCACAAGGUCGUCGCGCUCCUCGUCGCCUCCUCCUCCUCCCUGCGCGCACUGGCCCGGGCCACGAACAGGCGCGGGGAGACGGCGCUGCACGACGCCGUGCGGGGCGGCCACGAGGCCGCCGCGCGCGCGCUCGCCGCCGCGGACCCGGGGCUCGUGGGGCUGUGCGGCGGCGCCGGGGAGUCGCCGUUCUACAUGGCGGCGGCGGCCGGGUCCCAGGGGAUGGUGCGCUUGCUCUUGAGGACAUAUAGGAAUGCGGAGGCGGAGGAGGAGGAGGUGCCCGUACUGGCUUCGAGCACGGGUCCGGGAGGCCGCACGGUGAUGCACGCCGCCGUGCUAACGAGCUACGAAAUGACACAGGAAUUGCUGCAGUGGAACCCAGCUCUUGUGAAAGAAGUUGAUGAGUCAGGCAGUACUCCUCUCCACUACAUUGCGUCUGUUGGAAAUAUUUCCACUAUGAAGCUCUUAUUGCGCCAUGACACUUCUCCAGCAUAUAUGUCAGAUUCCAAUGGUUUAUGUCCCGUACAUAUUGCUGCUAAAAUGGGAUAUGGUCAACUCAUCUAUGAACUCUGUAGAUUCUGCCCAGAUUGUGACGAAUUGCUUGACAGCAGAGGAAGAAAUUUCCUACAUAUUGCUAUUGAGAAUAAGAAAUGGAAAGUUGUUUGGCGUUUCUCUGGUACUGCAGAGCUUGUAAGAAUGGCAAAUGUCAUGGAUUCUGAAGGCAACACGCCCCUGCAUCUUGCUGUAAAGAAUGCAGACCAGAUGAUAGUGAGUCUUCUAAUGGCAACAAAAGGUGUACUGCCAAAUAUAGUGAACAACCAGGGCCUCACUGCCUUAGAUCUUGCAGUACUGGCAACUGACAAAGGCAUAAGUUAUACACUGAAUCCACAGGUCAUCAUUCUCCGCUGUUUGGCAUGGACUGGAGCUGUUCUUAGUCCUCGUCGCCUUGAUCAUUUCAUAGAUGAAUUUGGCAUUGGGAAAACUUCUGGGAACGAGCUAAAGAAAUUUACCAACAUUGCACAGAAUUUAAUUGUUGGCUCCGUGCUUGUCUCAACAGUCACAUUUGCAGCAGUUUUCACUCUGCCCGGUGGCUACAUAUCGGAUGGACAUCCACAUGCCGGCGCACCAAUUUUGUCACACAGAUAUACCUUCAAGGCAUUCGUGAUGGCAAACACUCUUGCAUUUGUUGGCUCCACGCUGUCCACCAUUUGGCUCACGUAUGCAGGGUCAGAACAUGUCCAUCCGCUGCUUCGUGCAAUCUACAUGUUCCUCUCUGUAAUUUCGAUGGAGCAGGCGACGAGAAGUAUGGUUAUAGGAUUCGCAUUGGGUGCCUAUGUUGUUUUGAGCCCGGUCAGCGAGCGGAUCGCCAUUGUGGUCUGCGUGUCUACCUUCAUGACCCUAUUGCUUCGCAACCCAUCUAGUUGGCAGCUAUGGUUCUUGUUCAUGCCGAUAAAGCGGCGAUUGGGUUGGAAAGGAGCGUUUAAGACCCACUUGCCACAGGAAACGAGGAGCCGUCUUACAAUUGGUGUUGGCUCCAAUUUUGCCUGUCUAUUCCUGCGGAGGAUGCUUGGUACGAUAUUUACUUACAGCUUCAUCUUUCUGUUAGCAUUGCUAUGAUGAGAACUGCAAUAGUGUGCCUUGGUGUACCAUUCCCGUUUCUUUAAAGAGUUGCAUGAGUUGUAUAUACAAGUUCUUCAAGUUGCACGAGUGCUCGCCUAUUUGCCGAA
Messenger RNA from Setaria italica (foxtail millet), 2118 nucleotides. RefSeq names its product protein ACCELERATED CELL DEATH 6. Bases 35 to 2008 code for a protein of 657 amino acids. Gene Ontology annotation, molecular function: protein phosphatase regulator activity; protein phosphatase 1 binding. Lineage: Eukaryota; Viridiplantae; Streptophyta; Magnoliopsida; Poales; Poaceae. Gene Ontology annotation, cellular component: plasma membrane. The record is from RefSeq and is a predicted model, not a curated record. The transcript has 3 exons.